AUGUCGAAACGCAAAUCCAGUGUAACCGUCAUACCCACGGUUACUUCCUUACCCGAUCUCCAAGACCCUCUAGACGCACUACCCGCGUUGCAAUAUGGGCCCUUGGACCCAAACAGGAAAACCAUUAGACUUUUGGAAAUAGUGCCUGCACCAGAGUACGAACCAAUCCAAACAAAACUUUCAACAUGCGACCUGGAUGAGAAGCCCGCGUUCAUCGCACUGUCAUACACAUGGGACAAGGGCGGUCAAAGGAAGAACAUUGGAAUUGGAGGAUCAAAAUUCACAGUCGGAGAGAGCUUGUGGAAUUUCCUCAAACAGUACCGCAAGAAGGAGUAUCUGCGACAUUGCUCGGAAAAGGAUCCAAGCAAACCAAUGCCAUUGUGGAUUGAUGCCAUUGUCAUUGACCAGAGCAACAUGGCCGAACGUAACCACCAAGUUUCUCUCAUGCGCGAUAUAUACACUGGCGCCGAAUCCGUCAUUGUAUGGCUUGGCCUUGCUACGGGAACGGAAGAGCUAGCCUUUAUGCUCGCGCGGCAUCCACAUCUGCUGCGAGUCGAGGAAUUCCAUCAAGCCCUCGCAACUGUACUCGACAAACCGUACUGGGGCCGUGUAUGGGUAGUCCAGGAGUUUGUGCUCGCGCAACGCGUCGACAUAUGGUGUGGUGAUUUCAGCGUCGACGCCACAGUUGUGGAAAAUAUCUGGAAAGACGGAUUGUCGGCCAAGCCAAUUGUAUCUGCUGCCAGGAAAAUCUAUGCGAGUCGUGGGUACUUGUUGUUCAAGUAUCGGCGCGACUUUAAGCAUUCCAAGCAGUAUAAGAGAGACGUCAUGGGGCGUCGAAACAGCAGAACGUUGAAGGCUACAUUCCGGCUGCGCGACCUUUUACAAGCGUUUGCCUCAUCCCAGAGCACAGUCGAACAUGACCGUGUCUAUGGGUUCCUGGGUGUAGCAUCAAAGGGGCGCGGAGAAAAGAUUCUACCUGACUACAGUAAAUCAGCAGUGGAACUCCUCGUCGACGUCCUCCGCAACCAAUGCAACAGCGACCACCGCGGCGGCGACAAAGACGACUACAAAUUCCUCGCCUUCCUCACCCAAGCCCUCAAUGUCUCACCUGAGAAACUCGCCCAACACGUACUCCAACUCUGCCCCCAAGUCCAACCCCAUGCCUACGUCUUAACAGCCACACCCUGCAUGACAGCCUCGAUAUCCUUCAUCAGCACCAUAACCGAAGUGGGCGAUUUCGUCGACCACGACGAAGCCUUUCUCCCCAAAACCUGGAGCCCAGGCUGGACGCGCUCAAACAUGCACCCAAAAUCGCUCUCGAGUCAAGACAUCCUUGAUCUCGGGGAUCUGGUCACCAAAGACGGGACGGACAUCUUACUCAGCUUUGCGGACCCUUACGUGCCGUACGGGAACCCCGGGCCGUCGCAAAAGGUGCGCCAGUCCAUUAUCGAAGAGUCGACGGAUCUGAUCAUCACGGGCUUGAUACGCGCGACUGCGGAACGGGAUGCGCGGCCGUGGGGGGAGGCGGAGACGGGUGAUGGAAGUAUAGUUAUGCGCGACAUUAUCAAGCGGAGUAUGACGAAUGAUGCUUUAGACCUGUAUUUGGAAGCCAGAAGCCAUCGGCUGAGCCGACGGGAUACGGAUCAGCGGCACGAGCGGUACACGUCGUUUGUGGGCACGAAUGGCAUUAUUGGGCUCGCAUGUGGAGGUGGUCCUGGAUCGUAUGAAGUGCGGCCUGGAGAUCGCAUUUGCACUUUUUCGGGUGUUACCGAUGCGAACAAUGCAUUUAUACUGCGUCUAAGUGCGAGCGGCAAGUGGCUGAUUUCGGGGUUUGCGAUUAUACUUUUGCCUGAGCUGCGGACGCCGGCAGUGGGGCGCAGUAACAGUGAUGCUAUUCGGAAACAGUCGUUCUUAAGCGAGACGACACUGUGCUUUCACUGCCAUCUGAGCGACUUGCUUGAGUUGCAGCGGUGUCAGAUUUUGAGUCAGGUACAGAUGAAUCGCCUGCUGGAACAGACGCUGCAGGGGGGAAGGACGCAUUGUUGUGCACAAGGAAGUGGGGAGUAUGAUGUAUUGGAGUUUGAGCUGUAG
Molecule: messenger RNA, 2091 nt
Organism: Bipolaris oryzae ATCC 44560
Lineage: Eukaryota; Fungi; Ascomycota; Dothideomycetes; Pleosporales; Pleosporaceae
Exons: 1
Coding region: 1-2091 (696 amino acids)
Source: RefSeq, a predicted model, not a curated record